AUGUCCUUGCAAAAAAGACCUUUUUCACAUUUUAGCAUUCUUUUUGCGUUAAAUUUACUGAACGCGCACACAAAUUUUGCUCAGAAAUCAAUAAAUUGUUCUACUUUUACUUCCUGUGGAGAUUGUACUAGUCGUUUGGAAUGUGGUUUUUGUGUAAAGGACAAUUUAUGCGUACAAGGUAGUUGGAAUGAACCGUUCAAGAACUCAAGUUUAUGCCUAAACGAUAAUUGGGAAUAUGAGUAUGCUCAAUGUUUUGUUACCCAUAAGCAGGCCCUUAUAUCUUUAAUUUCAGCACUUGUUGGAAUACUAUUUAUUUCAAUAUUACUUUGUCUCUGUUGUUGUAUUUGUCGAUGUUGUAGAAUAAGAGGUUCAUCUGAUGAUGAAAGAACCCCUUUAUUAGGUAAUGAUACUCUCGCAACACAACACUUUAGGCGCGCUUCCUUUUAUAAUUAUAAUCGAAACCGACCUUUUGAAAGAAGAGGUAGAACUUUGAGUUCUGGAACCGUCAAUGCUAUGCAAUAUGGUGGUGGUAGAAAUUGGCGUAAUGGUGCUGAAGAAUAUAUGUAUGGCUAUGGAGCUCCUAAUCAACCUUCAAUGUUAUGGGUGAAUGAUACUCCUGGCGUUCCAACUGAUUACGCUAUGAGCUCUCAUAAUAAUAGUCUUGGCAAUGGUGAAUGGAGGAAAUGGGAAAAGAAACGUGAAGAAUUAUUAGCUAAAUAUGCUAAAAAUUCUUCUGAAUGCUGA
Funneliformis mosseae is the source of this 744-nucleotide messenger RNA. Lineage: Eukaryota; Fungi; Glomeromycota; Glomeromycetes; Glomerales; Glomeraceae. The record is from the annotation of a GenBank genome assembly.